Molecule: messenger RNA, 780 nt
Organism: Aureobasidium melanogenum CBS 110374
Lineage: Eukaryota; Fungi; Ascomycota; Dothideomycetes; Dothideales; Saccotheciaceae
Exons: 3
Coding region: 1-780 (259 amino acids)
Source: RefSeq, a predicted model, not a curated record
AUGCAACAGGGCGUACGCCUUAGACGCACUUUCGUUGACCAAGUAUUUAGCCAAGGUGAAAGAAGACGAAUGAGAAGACGAACCCGAGUAGUUAAGUGGGUGACCCCACACGAUCUUGAUGAACCUCAUGCUGGUCCAGAGUUUAUGUAUGGUGCAAGCUUUAACACAGUUCUUCCCCUCUCCGCAUUGAUCUCCUCUUUCCACUCGUACCAACCUAUAUUCGAAACUUUGUCCUCAUUCAAUACCGACAGCAUGCCCCAAGGCCAACUCACCGAGAUCUUCGACUCCGGUAGCGAGAGUCAAACCAAUACCGACCUUCAUCUCAACAAGGCGGUCUACUGUUAUCGCAAGAGAGUUCUCAUCAUUCCUAUGAGAUUCAGACUCGUUGAGCAUGAUCCAGUCUUCAAAAAGAUCGCCGGCGACCUGGCAGUAUUCCAGGAUGUGAUCUGCCUCACAGCGAACCACGGUGACUUGGUUGAGAAGAUCGUCAAGAAUCUCCAUUGCCGCCUCACCAGAAAGUGCCCCAAACGUCCUCAUUGGUACUUCCCGUGGCGUAAGCGCCAGGACCUUGAUAUCGACUUCAGGAUCUUCGUUACCUACCAACUUGGUUUGUCGCCCAAGACAUACAACACCAACGAGGUCAAUGAGGCAAACUGGCCGGAUCUUGUCACUCUGUUCAAUCGUCUUCAACCAGGAGAGGCAGUGCUCAGUGUCGACUGGUGGAUCAAGGGCGAGGGUAUUCAUGACAGCGUAGACACUUGGAAGGACGCUAGCUCCUGA